AUUUCUGCUGCCAUAGCCUCUGAUCAUUACAUUCAUGUUGAGUUUAUCUUAACUGUAAAAAAUUGGGUUGGUGAAUAUAACACUAAUGAAAAUAAAACACAUAUACUCUGUUAGAAGACGUGAAAAUUGAAGCAGAAAGUGAAGAACAAAGGAAGAAAUAGUUAACAAAAAAAGAGAGGGCCGGAGAGAAGAGUGAGGUGCAAGGUGUGGCUGCAGAGGUAGAUCAGGAGUUGUCGUUGUAUUUCUGGGUUUGGGAAUAGCUGAAAAACAGAGAAGAAAGCCUGCAACAGAAUCCAGUACCGGUAAAUCUUAAGUAAGGAGGAUCCUCAUAGAUUCACUAUUUUUUUUCCCUCCCUUCUCUCUCUCUAUCUCUCUCUCUCUCAACACUUUCCCUGUCAAACUUAUCUGAACUAGCCGUGCCAUCACCACUUUUUCUACCUCCACCACAACCACUCCCCAUUUCGCUUAUCCCAAAAAGUACACAGAGCUCUAGAGAGAGAGAGAGAGAGAGAGAGAGAGAGAGAGUUGAAAAUAUUGGUUGGUUGCUGUGAUUUAAGACAUAUUAAGGGCUGUGAUUUUAGUUGUUGGCUCGGGAUGACGAGUUGCAUGGAACGUGGGAAAUCCAAAGUGACUUUUAGUCUAUAGCUUGUAUUCUAAAGUCCAACAUCGAUCGAAGAGAAUCAAAACGAGGCAGACGCGGAUAUCAUAAACCUGAUCAGCUUCUUCUUCUUCUUCUUCUUCUUAUUAUUAUUAUUAUAGGGUUUCCUGAUCAGUUCUGUCUUCUUGUUCAUGGAGUGGAAGAGAAGUAGUCGACCGAGGCCCAGAAACAAACCCCCUAUUUUCUACUGUAUCUCCAUCUUCUUCUUCUCAUUUUGCGCGCUGUUCAGCAGUAUCGGCUCCAAACCUACAUGUGAAGCUAGCACGUGUCCCAUGUCUGCUAAAGCUGAUCAAAUACUUCUACAGCACGUACGGUCUUGGAUGAAGCUGGAAUUGCAAUGUACACAUCUUUUGUUUGUUUAUUCCAACAAAGGAAAAGAAAAAACAGAGUCGGUGGAAUCCGAUCGGGAGAGAACAGAGGAGGAGAGCAUUGUGUCACUAGCCUGGAGGACAUCAACGAGCUUGGCAAGGAGGUUUUUGGGCGGGCCUGGAUCAUCGCCACCGCGAUGCAUGUUGAAGUGCGGCAAGUGCACGCCGUGCAAACCGGUCCACGUGCCAGUGCCACCCGGAACACCGGUGACUGCUGAGUAUUAUCCCGAAGCUUGGAGGUGCAAAUGUGGCAAUAGGUUGUACAUGCCAUGAAUUGAUAUGGUGUGCUUACUUAAUUGCAUGCUUACAAUGGGAAUUAGUGUUGUUAAUGAGCUACUUUGGGAAUAUAUGUUGAUGAGAAUACGGAUAUAUAUAUAUAUAUAUAUUGAACUUCUAAAGCUGUGUAAACAAAAUUAUAUACUAUAUAUUCAAGAUCACGAGUAUGAGAUAUAAUGUGUUACUUGUA
Molecule: messenger RNA, 1492 nt
Organism: Carya illinoinensis
Lineage: Eukaryota; Viridiplantae; Streptophyta; Magnoliopsida; Fagales; Juglandaceae
Product: EPIDERMAL PATTERNING FACTOR-like protein 6
Exons: 4
Coding region: 790-1299 (169 amino acids)
Biological process (GO): stomatal complex development; guard cell differentiation
Source: RefSeq, a predicted model, not a curated record